CGCGCGAGUGAAGUGUGCGCGAGUGGAACGCCGUCCGUGAGUGAUAUGUGUUUUACUGUCACGACGCAUUACCGCCAGGACACGGACACAACAAGAUCCGUGAAUCGAUAAGUUAAUUGAAAGGACACGCUUGCAAGCUGCUUCUGUCACAAUGAAGACUUCACUCGUCAGUUGGUUUAACCAGCAGGAGGGCGCGAACCCGGCGCAGAUAGCCAUCUACGGAUCGGUUUCGUUCCUGGUCGUAUCCUUGCUGGGUUUACUGAUUUAUAUCACCUGCUCGAAGCGUUACCGGCUCAACUGGUUCGAAAAGAACCUCCUGGAAUCGGCCAAGGAGCGCGAGGAUGCUCGCAGCCACGAAGGACACAUAACCUGCCCGAUUGCGUAUGACGUAGACGCUGUCGCCGGGACGUCUCGUUAUCUGACGCGAGUCAAUGGCAGUCCGCUUGCAAGAGCUGACCAUCCACCCUUCUGGGCUUCGCAGGGUCUGUACCGGAAGAGCGACAGCCGGGGCCAGUUGAUUGACACGUCGGACGAGGAGACCACGGGCGAUGACAGCGGUGACUCGGCGUGCAGCAGCAGUAGGUCAGUUAUUGCAGCUCCCUGUGGUGCGGUGGCCAUCGCCAGCACAGGCAAACAUGUCGUGCUCGUUACGUCAAGUCCGGCCAAACCCACCACGUCUACGGUGUCGGCGGCUUCGGGAGCGGCCAGUAGUGGUCCAGCGGGAGCGACCAAGGCCGACCCGGCAAGGAUCGAUAUGCUCGACUCGGUUAGCACGUGCAGUACGGCCAGCAGGGAUGAACUGGCCGGUGAGGACGCCCGGGGUGCGGUUCAUCUGACGUUGAGCUACGAUCCGGCCGCGGGAAUUCUGACCGUGAAGCUCGUCGAGGCCCAGGAUUUGCAGCCGCAGGAUUUUAGUGGGACGGCGGAUCCGUACGCUAAGAUACGGCUACUGCCGGAUCGGAACAACAUGUGGCAAACGAGAAUUCACAAGAAAACACUCAACCCCGUAUUCGACGAGGACUUUGUAUUCGAGGUGCGUUCGGCCACCAUCGGCCGACGAACUCUCGAAAUACUGCUGUUCGACUUUGACGCGUACUCACGCCACGUGUGCAUCGGUGGCGUGCAAUUCCCGCUGGCGCAAGUGUGUCUGGCCGAGCGGAUAGACAUCUGGCGGCCGUUGCUACCGUACAGCGAGCAGGAUAACAAGCAGGACCUGGGGGAUCUGAUGGUGUCGCUGUCGUACCUGCCUGCGGCCGAGAAGCUAACCGUCGUCAUCAUCAAGGCGCGUAAUCUACGCGUCAUCGACGGCACGCGGAAUUCCUCCGAUCCGUACGUGAAGGUGUGCCUGUACAAUGCGGAUGGACGACGAAUCAAGAAGCGCAAGACUACGGUAGCUCGCAACACGACCGCGCCCGUUUACAACGAGGCACUGACGUUCGACAUCAGUCGUGAAACGCUGCGGGACUGCUCGAUUGAGUUCCAGGUGCUGCACGAUAGCCUGCUGGGCAAGAACGAAACGCUCGGCCGGGCGACGGUUGGCAGUGGGCCGGAGUUCCGGCAGGAAAACCGGAAGUUCUUUGACGAGCUGUUCCGCACUCGAGCCGCCACGGCCCAGUGGAUAUCGCUGUGCGAGCUGAAGCUGAAAUCGGACGGAGCGUCGAAGAAGAAGUGAGAAGUCGUUGGACACAGCGCACGACGCACGUGGGCUGAAUAAUAGCUAACCGAUCCUUCAAACACUUACAGCACGCGUGUGCUCUAUCCUCGUGGCCACUCCGUGGGCUCUAUUGCUAUCCCACAAAUGCAGGUUUUAGCAGCAAAAGCACGGAACCGGGUUGAAUUUUGGAUUGCGCCCAAGAAACGAUAUAAAUGCUACGAUGUACACUUGCAAACAGACAUGGAAACGGGUCGUCCUUCCACGUGUACCAAUUAUUGUUUUCUGUUCCACGUUCGAGAAGCCACCGUGUUAGACGGAGCUGCAACGAUAUUUGCGUAUGUUCGUGUUGCAAAGAAUGCCCUAUUUGACGACAUUAUUUACUCUUACUCUCCGGCACCGUUAAACGCCUUCCUGGAAGCACACGGAUUCUGGAGCGCCACAUAUCAUGUUGGCUUCUGUGGCGCCUCCACCUGCACCAUCCUUUUUACAACACACAUGUUGAAUAUUUAUAUAUACAUGUAUACAUACAUAUAUCAGGCCCGAAAGAAGAUAAACAAUACAGUGAGAGCGAUUCAAAGAGCCACCAAUCUGUUUGGUAACGAAGGACUAUCAACAAGUGCGUAUAUAAGGAUACUUAGCACCGGAAGAAGUAUGGCGGGAACCAUAUUAAAAGAAACAUAUUUAUACAACCACAGAGAGAGAGAGAGAUAUAGAGAGGUGUAUUUAGUAGAUGUGAUCAUGUACCAAAUAAAUAUUGUGUAUCUA
This is a messenger RNA of Anopheles nili, 2419 nucleotides long. RefSeq names its product synaptotagmin-5. Gene Ontology annotation, biological process: calcium-ion regulated exocytosis; regulation of calcium ion-dependent exocytosis; regulation of dopamine secretion. The transcript is spliced from 6 exons. The coding region runs from base 152 to 1672 and encodes 506 amino acids. The record is from RefSeq and is a predicted model, not a curated record. Lineage: Eukaryota; Metazoa; Arthropoda; Insecta; Diptera; Culicidae. Gene Ontology annotation, molecular function: clathrin binding; phosphatidylserine binding; syntaxin binding.